AUGAAGUUGUCCCUGUGGGCUUUAUUCGCACUGACAUCAGCGGCUUCUUCCUAUACUCCAGAGUCGACUUUGAGCACAGAUAUACUCGCCAUUGCAAGUCUUGCCAAGCUAGCGGCAUCUGUCGCUGAGGGUAGCUUAGCCGACCUGCUCGCCGCCAAUGGCGUCUCGCAGGAAUGUAACAUUCUCGAGGUGGGCGUCAGGCGUGAAUACUCUACUUUGACCAACAAGGAAAAGCUUGCCUAUACAAACGCUGUCAAGUGUCUCAUGUCCAAGCCCGCUCAGACUCCAGCCGACCAAGUCCCGGGAGCCAAGUCCAGAUAUGAUGAUUUCGUGGCAACCCACGUGAAUCAGACCAUCAGCAUACAUGCCACUGGUAACUUUUUGUCGUGGCACAGAUACUUCUCGUGGGCAUUCGAGCAGGCCUUGAGGGAUGAAUGCGGCUAUGAAGGGUAUCUGCCGUACUGGAACUGGGGAAAGUCAGCUUUGGACCCCAUCCACUCGCCAUACUUUGACGGCAGCGAAUACUCGCAAGGUGGCAAUGGCAUCUAUGCUGAGCACAAUUGUACCGACGCUUUGGGCACUGGUCUCAAUUGUAUCCCGCCCGGUGAGGGUGGUGGUUGUGUCGAGACGGGCCCUUAUGUUGGUAUCAUGGCCAACAUCUCAGCCACCGCUCCAACUCUGACGGCAGCCAAUGUCACUGCCGGAUCAUUCCUCGGCUAUCAACCUCGUUGCAUCCGCCGUGAUGUAUCACCAUGGGUCUCUAGCCAGUGGUCUACGGAUCAGCAGUCCUUUGACCUGUUGACCAAUCCACUGUAUCAGACGGGCAUUGGAGCCUUCCAGGACCGGCUUCAAGGAGACUUUGAUGCUGGAUUCUUUGGCUUACAUUCCGGUGGACACUACACCAUCGGCGGCGAUCCUGGAGGCGACUUCUUCAAUUCGCCGAAUGACCCCAUGUUCUGGCUACAUCACUCCCAAAUAGACCGAACGUGGUGGAUCUGGCAAAAUCAGCUUCCCCUCAACCGCACUUUACAGAUCUCGGGCACCAAUACGGUAUUCAACACUCCACCGAGCGCAAACACAACUUUGGAAGACACAAUCAAUCUAGGCAUCAUCCGUGACCCGCUGGCUAUAAAACACCACUUGAGCACAGUUGCCGGGCCAUACUGUUAUAUUUAUGUUUAA
Pestalotiopsis fici W106-1 is the source of this 1182-nucleotide messenger RNA. RefSeq lists its product as uncharacterized. The coding region runs from base 1 to 1182 and encodes 393 amino acids. The record is from RefSeq and is a predicted model, not a curated record. Lineage: Eukaryota; Fungi; Ascomycota; Sordariomycetes; Amphisphaeriales; Sporocadaceae. The transcript has 2 exons. Gene Ontology annotation, molecular function: oxidoreductase activity.